This is a messenger RNA of Camellia sinensis, 1694 nucleotides long. RefSeq names its product UDP-glycosyltransferase 74F2. Gene Ontology annotation, molecular function: quercetin 7-O-glucosyltransferase activity; quercetin 3-O-glucosyltransferase activity. Lineage: Eukaryota; Viridiplantae; Streptophyta; Magnoliopsida; Ericales; Theaceae. The record is from RefSeq and is a predicted model, not a curated record.
UGUCCAUAUGAAAUAAGAGAGAAAAGAUACAAGAGAAAGGUAAGAGAGAAGAUGGGUAAGGAAAGGGGGUCCUCCUAUGGAGCACAUGUUUUGGCCCUUCCAUAUCCAAGCCAAGGCCAUGUUAACCCUAUGCUCCAAUUCUGUAAACGCCUUGUCUCCAAAGGUCUCAAAACCACUUUUGCCAUCACCACUUUCAUCUCCAACACCAUGAACCCACAAUCCAACUAUGUCCAAUUCGACACCAUAUCUGACGGCUACGAUGAAGGCGGCUUCAUGCAAGCCGGUGAUGUCCAAGCCUACCUCACACGCCUAGAAGCAACUGGCUCAAAAACCCUAGCUGACCUGAUCAAGAGGCAUCAAAACUCAGACCAUCCCAUUGAUUGCAUAGUCUAUGAUGCGUUUUUGCCUUGGGCUUUGGAAGUAGCCAAAGAGUUCGGCUUAGCUGGAGCUGCUUUCUUUACGCAGCCUUCUGCGGUUAAUUACAUAUACUACUAUGCUCAUGAAGGACUGUUGAAGUUGCCGGUGGAGCGGUCAUCGCUGCCGGUGUCGAUUCCGGGGAUGCCGAUGCUGGAGCUGGAGGACAUGCCAUCGUUCAUAUAUGUGCAUGGUUCGUAUCCAGCUUACUUUGAGGUGGUAUUAAACCAGUUCUUGAAUGUGGAGAAAGCAGACUAUGUUCUUGUCAACACUUUCUACAAGUUGGAGGAUAAAGUGGUGGAUUCAAUGUCAAAAGUUAGUCCACUGAUGACGAUUGGCCCAACAAUUCCAUCUCUCUACUUGGACAAGCGUGUCGAGAAUGACAAUGAUUACGGGUUGAACCUCUUCCAAUUAGACCCCUCCAUUUGCUUAGAAUGGCUAAGCCACAAGCCGAAAAAGUCCGUUGUUUACAUGUCAUUUGGUAGCAUGGCCAAUCUUGGUGAAGAACAAAUAGAGGAACUAGCAUGGGGGUUGAAGAGAACCAAUUGCUACUUCUUGUGGGUAGUUAGGGCUUCCGAGGAGGCUAAGCUACCAAAAAAAUUUGUGGAAGAGACAUUGAACAAGGGCUUGUUGGUUGGAUGGAGUCCACAGUUGGAAGUGCUAGCGAGCGAGACAAUUGGUUGCUUUUUCUCACAUUGUGGAUGGAAUUCGACCAUCGAAGCAUUGAGUUUGGGAGUGCCAAUGGUGGUUAUGCCGCAGUGGACUGAUCAAACGACGAAUGCAAAGUUUGUCCAGGAUGUUUGGAAGGUGGGUAUUAAGGUUAAGGUUAAUGAGAAGGGCAUUGUUGGAAGAGAAGAAAUUGAGGAUUGUAUAAGGGAAGUGAUGGAAGGAGACGGGGGAGAAGAAUUAAAAAAGAAUACCAUAAAAUGGAGGGAUUUGGCCAAAGAGGCUAUUAAUGAAGGUGGGACUUCUGAUAAGGACAUUGAUGAGUUGGUAUACAAAUUAACUAACUCUUUGUGUAUGUCCUCAUCUUGAAUUACACGUGUUCAUCAUACAAUAUUGAGGACCUCCAGUAAAAGAGGAAGUUAAGAGUUCAAUUCCCCAUCAUUGCUAUGAAAAUAAUAGUUUGUAAUGUGAAGGUGUGACAUAGGAAAUUGUGUAAGUCGUUGAAUUACUAUUGAAUAUCUAAUUCAUUAGCGACAUUUAUCAUUUGUGUUUACAUUCCAUUGAUUGCCCAUAGAAGGCACCUACAAUUUGUAAUUCAAAUCAUUUAUAAUUCA